Molecule: messenger RNA, 1167 nt
Organism: Culicoides brevitarsis
Lineage: Eukaryota; Metazoa; Arthropoda; Insecta; Diptera; Ceratopogonidae
Exons: 4
Coding region: 1-1152 (383 amino acids)
Source: RefSeq, a predicted model, not a curated record
AUGGAAAAACAAACAUUAGUGAUGAAAGGACUGAUAAUUUUAAUGAUAGUGAACAGUAUUGAUAGCAUCGAUUUUUCAACGAGGGAUCCAAGAUUUCUCAGUGGCUUUCAUAACUAUCCGUGGGGAAUGAAUGUAUGCGCAGCGCCAUCUGGCGAGCUCGGAAAUUGCAUACCGAAGAAGGAGUGUGCUGUGAGGGGAGGAUUGCCCGGAGGACCUUGUGCUAAUGGAUUUGGCGUUUGCUGUGUUUUCAUGACAAGUUGCGGCGGAAUGAUUCGCGAAAACGGCAGUUAUUUCGUAAACCCAAAUCAUCCCGACACAACCGAUGGCACAGGCUCAUGCCAAGUCAGCGUUUACAAGUUGCAUCCCGACAUCUGUCAAAUCCGCAUCGAUUUCGACUUCUUUUCCAUCGCAGGUCCCGAGCCCAUUAACCACAUUUGCAACUUGGAUCAAUUUCUCGUAGCGGGCGGAAGUCCAGCGCCCGUCAUAUGUGGCGUUAAUAACGGCGAGCACAUGUACAUUGACGUAGGUCUCGGCCAAAGUAAUCCAUUAAUCCUCACAAUAAUCACAAGCGGACCGUCGUAUCCACGCGCAUGGCGAAUACGUGUCACGCAAAUCCCGUGCAACAGCAUUUGGCGAGCAGAUCCGGGCUGUUUGCAGUAUUACACGGGCGUCAAUGGUCGCAUUCGCAGUUUUAACUUUGACACGACUUCGGGGCGACAACUUUCGAAUCAGGAUUAUUCGGUUUGCAUCCGAACUGAACGCAAUUUCUGCUCGAUUCAGUACCAAGCGUGUGUCGAUCCAAACAGAAAUCGAAGUCAGUCGUUCACGUUGUCGGGAAAUUCGAAUUUAAUUGUGCCCGCGAUGAUUUCCGGAGGUACUCAAGGUCAACCAAACUCGUGUCAAGCGGAUUGGUUGAUGAUUCCGUGUGCAAAAGUGGCAGAUCGGAUGCCUGUGCCAACAACUUGUGAAGAUAAGAUUUGCGGAGGAACGUUUAAUGCGGAAAUAAGUUCGCUUGAAAGGACAGUAAGCUCCAAUAUAAGACCUUUUAGGAUGUCGUUUCACACAGAUUCGGUAGAAGCUCCUUUGGAUACGGACAAUAAAGGGUUUUGUUUAACGUAUGUGCAGCAACCGUGUACGACGACAAAUGGAUGAAAUUGGUAUUGAACU